Messenger RNA from Antechinus flavipes (yellow-footed antechinus), 4180 nucleotides. It is a transcript of the gene HOXB3, whose product is annotated as homeobox B3. The record is from RefSeq and is a predicted model, not a curated record. Gene Ontology annotation, cellular component: nucleus. Gene Ontology annotation, molecular function: DNA-binding transcription factor activity, RNA polymerase II-specific; RNA polymerase II cis-regulatory region sequence-specific DNA binding. NCBI's taxonomy places the organism in Eukaryota, Metazoa, Chordata, Mammalia, Dasyuromorphia, Dasyuridae. Gene Ontology annotation, biological process: regulation of transcription by RNA polymerase II. The transcript is spliced from 4 exons. The coding region runs from base 1187 to 2473 and encodes 428 amino acids.
GGGAGUUAUGGAAAAGAACAGCAAUUGAUUUUCUGGCUUAAUGUCCGAGUACACAGCCUUGAUUUAGGAAGGGGGUUAAUUCCUAUAGUCAGGCUUUACUAUGAUCUCCCUUCCCUUGUUGUAUCUAAAGUAGCCUACUGUUCCCAAAGAGGAAGUUAGCUCUUUUAAAUAGCGUUGUUACUUCGUGACAUCUUCCUUAGUCGAAUAAAACGACACUAACUUCCUCCCCUUAUGUGGUGUGUAUGACAAUGAAUCUUCAGGAAUACGCUGGAUAUGGGAGUCAGUGGGCAAGAGGGCCAAAUAACAUCAACCAGGCUCAAGAGAUAGUGAGAGGGGUUCAGAGGCCCACAUUUGGUGGCCUAGGGGACUAAGUGUUCGAACUGUCCCAGCUCUCACUGGCUAAUGAAAUGCUCCACUGAGACAAAAAGGAAACUUUUCUCCUUGCUAGCGAUGAGAGGGGAAGGCUUUGUUUCGACUAGAAACGAAAUGCUGUGUUUAGAUGCUCGGAGAUGCAGCCCUUAAUGCUAAAAAAAAAAAAAAAUAGUUCUUAAAAAGCAUAUGACCCCCAGGAAUGCUCCUCUAUAGAAGCGAAUCAAAGCUGUCCCCUGAAAGGUAUGAAUAGGAUCGUAGGGGAAAAAAGGAUUUCUAUGGGACCUAAAGUUCACAGCCAUUCUGUGUAGACAAGAGCUAAGAAAAAUGCGAGAAUUAUACAGAAAACCAUUAAUCACUUCUUUUCUUUAAAUACGUAUCCUCUCUCCUUUGUUAUUAUUCCACAGCAAAUCUCCGCAGACCGUCUGUUGGGGGAAAAAAGUGUUAGCCGCCUCUCCAGGAUCUGCGAGGGGGAAAAAAUUUGGAACCAUAAAGUUGAAAACUUUUUUCUCUCAGUUUGGAAGAAGGCGGUCAGCAUGAAUAGGAUCCGUGGAGCCCAGGCGAGAAGAGAAGAGAGACCCAAAGCUGGGGAGAUUUCUCGCCUACCGCUCGCGUUGGGGCUCGAUGUGAAUAUAUAUUAUGUCUGCCUGUUCUCCCCUCGUCGGUGGCUAAGGUCAGCCGCUUCCAAGAGACCACGGGAGGAGGGGGGCGGAGGGGGGGGGUCCGGCACAUCACGUGACCCCGGGGUGCCAAUGUCCAGUCCUGAGGGUAUCAGGCCCUUGCAAGUUGCCACCCGCCACCCAGGGCUUGUCCAGCGAUGCAGAAAGCGACCUACUACGACAACACAGCAGCUCUGUUCGGAGGUUAUUCCUACCCUGGCAGCAAUGGCUUCGGUUACGACGGGCUAACUCAGCCUCCCUUCCAAUCAGCCACGCAUUUGGAAGGAGACUACCAGCGUUCGGCCUGCUCACUCCAGGCCCUGGGCAAUACGGCCCCCCAUGGCAAAAGCAAAGAGUUGAAUGGCAGCUGUAUGAGGCCUGGCUUGGCCCCGGACCAUCACUCGGCCCCCACUCCGGGUUCGCCCCCUCCCAAUGCUGUCCCAACCAGCACCAGUAGCAACAGCAAUAAUGCCAGUGGGCCCAGCAAAAACGCUCCCCCCAAAUGUGGGCCCGGCUCCAACUCCACCCUCAGCAAACAGAUUUUUCCCUGGAUGAAAGAGUCGAGGCAAAACUCCAAACUGAAAAACAGCUCCCCCAGCACAGAAAACUGUGGCGGCGGCGGUGGCAGUGGUGGAGGCGGCGGAGGCGGAGGGGGUGGGGGUGGCGGGGGAGGCGGGGGAGGGGACAAGAGCCCGCCGGGAUCCUCGGCCUCCAAACGAGCCCGGACAGCCUACACCAGUGCUCAGCUGGUGGAGCUGGAGAAGGAGUUUCAUUUCAAUCGCUACCUGUGCCGGCCUCGCCGGGUGGAGAUGGCCAAUUUACUUAAUCUGAGCGAGCGCCAGAUCAAGAUUUGGUUCCAGAACCGGCGGAUGAAGUAUAAGAAAGACCAGAAGUCCAAGGGGCUGGGUUCUUCGUCCGGAGGCCCAUCUCCAGCCGGCAGCCCCCCUCAGCCCAUGCAAUCUACAGCGGGCUUCAUGAACGCCUUACAUACCAUGACCUCCAGCUAUGAGACCCCGUCCCCUCCUGCCUUCGGCAAACCCCACCAGAAUGCCUAUGCUUUGCCGUCGAACUACCAACCGCCACUCAAGGGCUGUGCCGCCCCGCAGAAGUACACCCCCAAUCCAGCGCCUCCCGAGUACGAACCUCACGUUCUCCAAGGCAAUGGGGGAGCCUACGGUACACCGAGCAUGCAAAGCAGCCCUGUGUACGUCGGGGGGGGCGGGUACGUGGAUCCACUGCCGCCCCCUGCUGGUCCCUCCCUAUAUGGCCUCAACCACCUGUCCCACCACCCGUCGGGGAACCUGGACUACAACGGGGCGCCCUCUAUGGCCCCCAACCAGCAUCACGGACCUUGCGACCCACACCCCACUUACACAGACCUUUCUUCUCACCAUGCGCCUCCUCAGGGUAGAAUCCAAGAAGCGCCCAAAUUGACACACCUGUGAUGGGAGAAGUGAGGGAGAAGUGGGGUGGAGGAGCACAAGGAGGAAAGAGGGUGUGGGAAAGAGCCAGCAAGACUGAGAUUGCCCAGAAGUGAUGGGAAAAAACAGGAGGGAGGAUUAUAGGGAGUUUCUCUUCGAAGAAAGGGCCCGGUGGGAGCUGGGGUGAGAGGAGGGUAUUAAGAGUAUUAAGUACACCCUUCCUCUCCUACUCUCCCACAUCCCCGCAUUGCAAAAUUGGUAUUCAAACUUGCACUCCCGAAUCCGAACCAGGCUAGAGAUCUUGUCCCUCUCCAUCCCCAUAACCUGCCCCCAUUUCCCCUAGUGACUCCAAAGCUCCAAUACAACUUUUAAUUUUACUGCCUGGGGGGUGGGGAAGUUGGAGGAAGAUGAAGCUCAGAAAACUGAAGUGGGGAUUGUGGAGAAGCACAUUUUUAAAAGAGAAAAUAGAAUGAUUUAGCAAAAAGCAACCAAACUACUCACCUCCCACCUUUUCUUGGCUAUUCCAGAUAACUUCUUAAUUCUCUGUCUUUUUUGAAAGAAAACAUAUACAAAUAUUUCAACCCCCAGGGCACAGAAGGAGCGCUAACUUCUCCAUUCUCUAGCACCUUCAAAAUCUACAUCCUUCUCCCUUUCAUUUGGGCCUUAUCUAAGACCACCCUCACUCCCCCUUCUCUUUUUCCCCUCCUCCCCCAUUCACUCCAUUUGUUAGCCCUACAUCCUUUUCCCAGGAUUUUAAGAUCUGUAUACCUGGUGAUUCCUCCCCUCCCCCCCCCCAAUUCAAUUUUCAGUGGGCUCAGGGAUGCUGAGAGAUCCUGAAAGUCAUAGCUGCCUAUAUUAUAAAGAUAUAGCUAUAUAUAUUUUUUCCUUUGAAAAAUGACUGAGGAGCAGAGGUAGGCCUGGGGCAAGCAAGUUGUCAGGUCUAAAUAUUUGCCUGUCUUCCUCUGCCCCCACUUUCUCAUGCUCCAGUCCAAUCACCACAUCCUCCCUUCUCUUUAGGGCUCAUCACAAAAAGCAAUCCAGACACAAGGGGUUAGAAGCUUUUUAUUAUUAUUAUUAUUUGAUUAUUCUCUUGACUUAACGUGAAAACAGGGUAUAUUUGAACAAACUGUAUGUCCCAGGGCCUGAGCUGAUGCCAGAGCCUUUGGUAUGUGCUGGCCUAAUGCUCCUAACUGGGAUACCAUUGUUGCACUUAGAGUUUACAUUUUAAUGGAUAUAAAAACAACUGUGAGAGAUGCUUGGGCCUGAAGAAUCCAGGCGUUGCUCUAAAAGCGUGUGUUCUAGUGAACAUUUUCAUAUAUAUUUAUUGGUUAUAGCCUGUUAAAAUAUUUUCUUUUUUUGUAUUAUUUAUCCCCCUACCCAACAUUAUGUAUUUAUACGAAGUACAAAAGAAAAUUGUACUUUUUUCUUUUAGUAUUUACUUGUUAUAAAGGACGUUGUGUUUCCUGUCGUAAAACCUUUUCAAUUUUAGUUAUUACUGUACUCUAGGAAAGAGCCGUAGAUUUAUGUUAUCCUCGUACUUAUGAGCAAUUGUAAUUAGUUCUCUUAAAGGCAUGAAUUCAGCUCCUAAUCGUCUCUGUAUAGUCCUGAAUUUGUAGAUUUAGAGUUACUCCCUCUUGGAAAUCUUUAUUUGUUCUUAGGAGUUACUUUUUCCUUACUAAAAAGGAUUGUCUGUCAAGCAAUUCUUGAAUAAACUUUCUGUUAUCAAUUUUA